Molecule: messenger RNA, 4404 nt
Organism: Colossoma macropomum (tambaqui)
Lineage: Eukaryota; Metazoa; Chordata; Actinopteri; Characiformes; Serrasalmidae
Gene: ppp1r13bb
Product: protein phosphatase 1, regulatory subunit 13Bb
Exons: 19
Coding region: 383-3769 (1128 amino acids)
Biological process (GO): negative regulation of cell cycle; regulation of apoptotic process; apoptotic process
Cellular component (GO): nucleus
Molecular function (GO): transcription factor binding; p53 binding
Source: RefSeq, a predicted model, not a curated record
UAUCUCGCGUCGUCGUUGUUCUUUUAGAAGACAUAAUUCUAGUAGACCAAAGGCAGUGACAGUGUAGUCCGUUUCGGUUAUCCAGGCAAGGUCCGCUGGUUUGCUGGCGAACGGGUUGGCUAGCUGGUGGUUAGCCUGCUGCUAGUAGCCUUCGAGAUUUCUCCCUGCUAUCAAGCCAAGCAAUACGUUUGUAUGUGUUUUUCCGUGCCGUCACAGACCAAGGAUACGAGGUUUACGGUUAAGAGGAUUCCUGCAGGUGUCCUCGAGUGACUUAGGAACCCCGAUGAUCUCUGGUUGGACUUGUGCAAGUGAGAGGGGUUGAGGAGGAACGUAAAAGCAAAGCAGUUUUAAAAGUCCUGAUGUUACUCUGACGCUUGGAAAAAUGAUGCCAAUGAUUCUGACGGUGUAUCUAAGUGAUGGUGAGCAGGCUCUGACGGAGGUGCCCAUCACUCCAGAGACAACUUGUCGUGAUGUGGUGGAGUUCUGCAAGGAGCCAGGGGAGAGCGGCUGCCAUCUGGCUGAAGUGUGGCGCGGCAAUGAAAGAGCAAUCCCUUUUGACCACAUGAUGUACGAACACCUGCAGAAGUGGGGUCCCAGGAAGCAGGAAGUAAAGUUCUUCUUGCGCCAUGAGGACUCGCCCACAGAGAGCAGUGACCAAGGGAGUCAGCAGUCUCAAGAGCAGGCUAACAGAAGGACUGGAAGCAGCUCGGAUAAACACAAUGAGAACGGGGUGGGGAACACUCGUGUGGAGCUUACUCUCUCAGAGUUGCAGGAGAUGGCCACGCGACAACAGCAGCAGAUCGAGGCCCAGCAACAGAUGCUCGUCGCUAAGGAGCAGCGCUUGCGGUAUCUGAAGCAGCAGGAGCGGCGGCAACAGCAGGCAGUGUCUGAGACAGAGAAGCUGCAGAGGCUGAAGGAGAGAGUGGAGAGCCAGGAAGCCAAACUCAAAAAGAUCCGUGCAAUGAGGGGCCAAGUGGACUACAGCAAAGUUAUCAACGGCAAUCUGUCUGCAGAGAUCGAGCACAUCAGUGGGCUGUUCCAGGAGAAGCAGGCAGAGCUGCAGGCAGCCAUGCUGAGGGUGGACCAGCUCAGCCAGCAGCUGGAGGACCUGCGGAGAGGCAAGCUGAAUGGCCUGCAGACUUUGGGUGGCCAUGUCACCGGCACUGCUGCCUUGGAGCUUCGCAAACUCUACCAGGAGCUGCAGAUCCGUAACAAGCUGAACCAGGAGCAGAACAGUAAGCUACAGCAGCAGAAGGAGCUGCUGAACAAGCGCAACAUGGAGGUGACGCUGAUGGACAAACGCAUCAGCGAGCUCCGGGAACGCCUCUAUAAGAAAAAAGCUGAGGCACGUCAAAAAGAGAACCUGCCUCUUAACCGACCAAGUGGUCCUCCCUCCCCUCAGCCAGCUCCCGGCAGUACUGGUCGAGUGGCAGCAGUGGGUCCGUACAUCCAGGUGCCUGUGCCUGCACGCCCAGAGAGUGGCUACAUGGUACCCCCAGACCCCCUCAAACCUCAGACACUGGGUGUGAACACACCAGCCAACCACGCUCGAUCAAAAUCAGAUGGCGUGAGAAAGCCCCCCGGACCCUGGAAGGUUUCUGAUUUAGACAUCAUAGUGGAUCCGCUCCCGCCGUCCCCUCCAGAGUCUGGCCCAGGCCCUGGGGCCCCUGCCACCACCACCUCCUCCUCCACAGCGGGGCCAGACGGAGCCUCUCCUAAUGAUGCAGGGUGGCCCACCCUCAGCAAGGGUAAUGCAUCUCUCAAGCCUCCGGACUGGAAGGAGUCGAUAGGAGACCCCCCCUGCAAAACAGUCUCUCCUGCUGGCACCCCAGCAGAUAAGAUUCCAGACACAAAUAAACUGGGCUCGGCUCCUCCUCCCUGUAAGCCCCAGCCUCCUCCGUAUGGUGCCCACACCAGUUCCCAUCCACUUUCCUCCACUAACUCUGGCUCCACCACCUCCUUGGACCGCCGCAAGGAUGUCCCGCUGCGCCCUGUCCCAGCCCACGCAAACAACCCCCCAAAUACUAAUCCGCCACCCCCACCAGCCUGGCCUCGUGUAGGCCCCUCUACUGGAUCCUCAUCCCAGCAGAUCCAGCAGCGCAUCUCAGUCCCACCCAGCCCCACCUUCCAGCCCAGCUCGCCACUUUUCCCCCCAGGAGAAAGACCUGACCCUCCUCUUGCUGUGGCUGUGCGCCCCUUUAUCCCAGACAAGGGAUCUAGACCACAGUCACCCAGAAAAGGCCCAGCCACCAUGAACUCCAGCUCCAUCUAUCACAUGUACCUACAGGGGGUGCCCAAGAACUACCCAAUGAGCAACAAGCCUGCUGUUAAAGCUGUGUAUGGAAAGCCAGUCUUGCCCUCCAGCUCCACUCCCCCAUCUCCUCUGCCCUUUACAGGCUCUGGACCUUUCCCAGGGCUGCUGGGUGCCGCAGGGGACAUGAUAGACAGUGAGCUGGACCCUGAGAUUCAGAUGGUAGGUAUCUCAGAAGGGCCUCCGCCCAACGUGGACCACAUCCCUCGGCCGCUCAGUCCAACCAAGCUUACCCCCAUGGUCCACUCUCCCAUGCGCUACCAAAGCGAUGCUGAGCUAGAGGUGCUACGCAAGAAGCUGGCUAACGCUCCACGGCCGCUCAAGAAGCGCAGCUCUAUCACAGAGCCUGAGGGUCCCAGUGGGCCCAACAUCCAGAAACUCCUCUACCAGCGUUUCAACACCCUGGCUGGUGGGAUUGAGGGAGGAGUUGUAGGAGUAGGAGGCAGUGGAGGAGUGACUCCGUUCUUCCAGCCGACAGGAGCUGCAGGCGAGGUGCUGUCUGACGCAGACAAUGGAAAUCCACCCUCAGAAACACCAGCCGCUCCCCUCUCUGGGACCGAGGGUGCACCCCCAGAUGCCCUACCUCAGGGUGAUGCGAAUGAUAACCAGCCCCUGCAGCCAACAACAGAAACACUUGCCCCACCAGCACUGGAGCCCUCAGAGGAUGACGACAACAACAACAACAAUGCUGCAGGGCCUUCUGCCACUUUGCCCAGCUGUGUGCCUGAGGCCAGCUCACCACAAGAGGCAGCAACUUCACCGUCUUCGCAGCCUGCAGAGAAGCGCACUAACCUGAAGAAGCCUAACUCUGAGCGGACAGGCCAUGGCUUCAGGGUGAAGUUUAACCCUCUGGCUCUGCUUCUGGAUGCCUCGCUGGAGGGAGAGUUUGACUUAGUGCAGAGGAUCAUUUACGAGGUGGAGAACCCGAGCACUCCUAAUGAUGAGGGCAUCACUCCCUUACAUAAUGCAGUGUGUGCUGGACACCACCACAUUGUCAAGUUCCUGCUUGACUUUGGCGUCAAUGUCAAUGCAGCAGAUAGUGAUGGCUGGACACCCUUGCACUGCGCUGCCUCCUGCAACAGCGUCCACCUCUGCAAGCUGUUGGUUGAGUCUGGCGCCGCCAUCUUUGCCACCACCAUCAGUGAUGUGGAGACAGCAGCAGACAAGUGUGAAGAGAUGGAAGAAGGCUACAUCCAGUGCUCACAGUUCCUCUAUGGCGUGCAAGAGAAGCUGGGAGUGAUGAAUAAGGGAGUUGUGUACGCUCUGUGGGAGUAUGAGGCUCAGAGUGCAGAUGAGCUGUCUUUCUUGGAGGGAGAUGCCAUCACCAUCCUGCGCAGAAAAGAUGACACUGAGACAGAGUGGUGGUGGGCCAGACUUAAUGACAAGGAGGGCUAUGUGCCUCGCAACUUACUUGGGCUGUACCCUAGAAUAAAGCCUCGUCAGAGGUCCCUGGCAUAGCUGACUGCAUCUCCCCUGUGUGACUGACUGGACUGAUGUCUAGGGGUGCAGAACCUCCACCAUUCACCCCUCUUAUUCCGCUCCUGCUGCUGGGGUGAAGCUGCUAAACCAUGUUCCCAGACUGGGGGCACAACCAACAACACUACACACAGAUACACACACACACAUACAUACACAAUAAUAAAGGCCAAACAAAAAGCCUCAGGUCCUAAAAUCUGCCCCAUUGCCCUCAUUACCUGGCUUCUAUCUCACCCUCAUCCCCCUCCCUCCACUCCUGAAGACUUGGUUUUGACCGAGCAUCAUGUAACAUGUAUCAUAGCCGCUGCACAUUUCUCCAUGGAGAUCAAAGCACUACCUGUUUGGUUUUAUAGCUUUUGUUUUUUAUCAUUUCUGCUUGCGUUUUUAUCUGGAGAUUUUUAGCUCUUUAUAGUUUGUUGAGGUGAUGCUGGCACCGUGCAGGCUGGAUCACCCAGAGCACAGCUGCUUUUGCUUCCUUUUUGCAAGCCUCAGUUUAAAGAGGGAAUCUUUAUGCUAUGGAUAGAAAGCAUUUGUAUUAAACGUCCUGUGUAUUAUGCCUAUGAGCUGAGAGGGAAAAAACUGGAUAUGCUUUCUGAAGGCAUUUUGAUGGUGUGUUA